Molecule: messenger RNA, 858 nt
Organism: Lachancea meyersii CBS 8951
Lineage: Eukaryota; Fungi; Ascomycota; Saccharomycetes; Saccharomycetales; Saccharomycetaceae
Source: the annotation of a GenBank genome assembly
AUGGGACUUCCGAGAUGCCAAACAGCUCUGCUACUAUGCCUUUUGACUACUUGCGCGUUGGCUAGCUCUGAAACCGGUAGCUCUUCUACUGCUGACGAUGCUGCUGAUACCGAUGGUCCUAUGAGAUCUUUCCUGCUGUCGAUCUCGAUGAUCGGGGUGUCUGAAAUCGGUGAUAAGACCUUCUUGAUCGCUGCGCUGAUGGCAAUGCGCUACCAGAGAAUGCUUGUUUUCAGUGCCUCUGCCAGCGCUUUGUUCCUGAUGACUAUUCUCUCGGGCCUUGUGGGCCGCACUUUUACGUCUUUGGUCCCCCAGCGCUACACCCAGUUCAUGGCCGGAAUUUUGUUCUUGAUUUUCGGCUACAAGCUGACUCUCGAGGGCCUGGCCAUGUCUAGAGACAUGGGAGUCGAGGAAGAGCUUGCUGAGGUUGAGGAGGAAAUUGCGGUCAGAGACUUUAACAAGAACAUGGGUCAUGUGGAAAGCGGCGGUGCGCCCGGCAAUGAAUCCUCCAAGAACGUGUUUCUACAAAACGCUGCGUUGAAGAGCAUCUGUAACAAAGUUAUGGACCUGGUAGCUUAUGUCUUUAGCCCGGUGUGGGUCCAAAUCUUCAGCAUGGUUUUCCUGGGUGAGUUUGGCGACCGUUCCCAAAUCAGCACAAUCGCCAUGGCUUCAGGAAGUGACUAUUGGUUUGUCAUUUUCGGCGCCAUCGUGGGCCAUGCCAUCUGUACGGGUCUCGCCGUUAUAGGCGGCAAAAUGUUGGCUUCCAAGAUCAGUAUGCGAACCGUUACGCUUGGGGGCGCUUUCUCGUUUUUCAUAUUCGCUAUCCUGUACAUUCGUGAAGCAUUCAUCAACCCUAACUAG